AUAGCCCAGAAAAAGGCAAUAUGUAAUUCUGGAAUAAUUCAAAAUCUCUGACUGAUUGAUAACACUGUGGUGUGUUUUAUGACUUGUUAGCGCAUGUUAUAUUCUUAUCAACUACUGUGAUCAUCAGCCUUCCUGCACAGGCUCCAUGUGGAUGAGUAUAAUAUUAAGAUGGGGAACGGUGCGUCUUAUCCGGUGGCCCAUAAUUCCUAUCAGCGUCCCUUUUGGUUGGUAGGCUUUGAAAGACAUCUUCCCAUUGGAAGCUUAGAGCGUCACGAUGAGGGCGGAUGGUGGUGUGGUCCACACAGCCCGUGUCACGGGAGGCUGAGGGAGCCGCCUAAAAGCGUGCCGAGGUAUUGGAUACGUGUUGUUGCUAGGGGCGUGGGUUGUGCCGUGAAAUAUUCUAGUUUCCCCGAGCCUGAAAGAGAUGAAAUAUAAGAAGACAACAGUCGUAUCAGCUGGACGACAGCUGCGCUGAGAGCUGCUGCCCGGUCCAACCUGAGGGAAACUGUGCCGCAGUGAGCAUUAUCUGAUAAGCGCCUGUGUUCAUCCUCCAGGACAGCACCGCCGCGGAGAGGGAAAAAGUACAGGAUAGUUACAGGAACAAUGCAGAGACGCUGAGGUCACACUUCUCGGAACUUAUUCAGAUUUUUACCCGGAACACCUGCUAGUUAUUUGCAUGAAGCAGAGCCCGGCGGGUGGAGGAGUCUUCACAGGGGAUGACAGCUGCGCACUUGCUCGUCCCGUGAUGUGUCUUUGGAGGGAUUAGUGAGCGCCACAGCCUAAACAUCCUGGCCUGUCCACUGUAGGCCACCGAUCUGUCUGCGGAGCAAAUCACAUUUAUAGCCUAUAGUUUGCGCUGGAGCGGGCACCUUAUGCAAUGUGGAGGGAACUGUUAUCGUGAGCUCAUAGGUUGAACUGGCAAUGACAUCAGGCUUAAGUUGAAUAGCUCUGCGCUGUAUUGCAGCAAGGUGGACCGGGGCGUGAGGUGGCAGGGAGCAAUGCGCGCAUCCUCCGAGCUGGACAUUUUGUGGGGGUGUUCUGUGUCCUAAACAAAUUCAAGGCAUAAAGGCCACAUACAUCCUGAGCUGGCGAACUGCGUCACUGCACGCGAGUGUUGCAGGUAGGCAGCAAACUCCCACCGCCGGGAGAGGAGCAUCAUCCUCCCUGCACAAUGUCGCCGGUAAGCGCUUAACAAUUUACCGGGGAUGGAUUCGGCGGAUCAGUCGAGCAAAGAUCCGCCACUUGGAUCCACGUUUUCCUCAGCACCUAAUUUAGACUCGGACAUUAAUGCAAAUGCCCGUAGGCCUGUUUACCAGAAUGGGACAGACCACAAUGUCAACAUCCACAUCGCAGCUCUGCGAGGAGCGAGUGACCCCAGCGCGUACCCGUCCACAGACUACCCGGCGCUGGUGCGCCAGAGGUUCAUCCGGCGGAGUUUGUGGGUGUCAGACACCGACGAGCAGCAGCCGGUGGACACACCGGAGUGUGUCAACAGCAGCCCGGUGUCACACAUUGACCUGCGGACCAUCGUUGAUCGGAGUCGGACCCGGGUUCUGCACGGAGCCCGCCUGGGCCUCAAUGAGACCUCGGACACAGAGAGCCAGGUGGGGCUGAAGGACAGCGUCACAGAGAGUGUGAGCGCUGAGGAGGUGAAAGGAGACAAGAGGGAAGCCGAGCCAAAGGUAGAGGUUACGCCCUCAGAUGUCACAGGUAAAGCAGGAAGUGACGAGAAUGAAGAGGAGCCCGGGAUGAAGGCUGUGUCCACUUCACCAGGGGGGCGUUUCCUCAAGUUUGACAUUGAGCUGGGCAGAGGGUCCUUCAAGACCGUCUAUAAAGGUCUUGACACCGACACCUGGGUUGAAGUGGCAUGGUGUGAACUUCAGGAGCGGAAACUGUCCAAAGCUGAGAGACAGAGGUUCAAAGAGGAGGCAGAGAUGUUAAAGGCUCUUCAGCAUCCCAACAUCGUGCGGUUUUAUGACUUCUGGGAAUCACCGGUUAAAGGGAAGAAGUGCAUCGUUCUGGUGACGGAGCUAAUGACCUCAGGGACACUAAAAACGUAUCUGAAGCGGUUUAAGGUGAUGAAGCCGAAAGUUUUGAGGAGCUGGUGCAGGCAGAUUCUCAAAGGCCUCCACUUCCUCCACACAAGGACUCCUCCAAUCAUCCACAGAGAUCUCAAGUGUGACAACAUCUUCAUCACUGGGCCCACAGGCUCGGUCAAGAUCGGAGACCUGGGCCUGGCAACACUGAAGAGGGCCUCCUUUGCUAAAAGUGUUAUUGGCACUCCAGAGUUCAUGGCCCCAGAGAUGUACGAGGAGCACUAUGACGAGGCUGUGGAUGUCUACGCGUUUGGGAUGUGCAUGCUGGAGAUGGCCACCUCAGAAUAUCCCUACUCUGAGUGUCAAAACGCGGCUCAGAUCUACCGCAAAGUCACCAGUGGGGUGAAACCUGCCAGCUACAGCAAAGUCAGUGACCCAGAAAUUAAGGAAAUAAUUGGUGAAUGUAUCUGCCACAGAUGGGAGGAAAGGUACUCCAUCAAGGACCUCCUGAACCAUGCCUUCUUUGCAGAGGACACAGGCGUGAGGGUGGAGCUGAAUGAAGACGAUGAUGGGAAGAAAUCAUCCAUUGCUCUGAAGCUGUGGGUUGAGGAUACUAAAAAGCUGAAGGGGAAAUACAAGGACACUGGUGCCAUUGAGUUUUCCUUCGACUUGGUGAACGAGGUCCCAGAGGUUGUUGCCCAAGAAAUGGUGGAAUCGGGUUUUUUCCUGGACUGUGAUGUGAAGAUAGUCGGGAAGUCCAUCCGGGACCGCGUGGCUCUCAUCAAGUGGCGGAGGGAGCGGACUUUCUCGUCAGCAAAUGGCGAUGUAGCUGUGAAGAAGCCGCAGCAGAACCUAUUGCAAGUGCCCGGUGCUGUUGUACCCCAGGCACCCACAUUAGUUACGACAGAUUAUGAGGAGCAAGAGGGGGAGCAGCAGACCCUGAUCUGCACCGUGCCAGUCACCAUGACUGCCACAUCUGACAGCGGAGUGAGCUCUACCAUGCAAUUAGAUGACCUAAACAAUCAGCAAAAUGGCACCUACCAGUCGCUUCCAGAGCCCAUUUCCUCGGCUCAUGUGAUCUACAGUCCUCCUGACCCUCAGCUGCACCAGGGAGCCUACCAGCAACCUGCAGGUCAGCUGCAUCCUGGGGCCUAUCAUCAGCCCGCAGCACAACUGCACCAGGGGCCUUAUCAGUCUCAAACAACAGUUUCUGCUCCAGCUACACCAGCCCCUAUUGUGCACCAGAGUAGACAGACAGCACAGAGCUUCCCAGCUGCAGCCCCCACUCUACAGCCACAGCUUACUGCCCAGUCCAGCCAGGAGCAGUGCCCUCUCCAACCAGCUGCUGUCCUGCCCCAGCUGUUAUCUGCUGACCAGCCUACAACUCACCUGAGUCCUCCUGACAUAUCCACCAGUUUUCCACAGUCAGUGUCCAGUGCUCCUCCUCCACUCCUGCCCCUGCAGAUCAGCACACAGUUUCCCUCACCAUAUCCUGUUGCUCAAACAGGGGGCCUCAUGCCCUCUCCCUUUCCCCCAGCUCCUCUGCCAUGUGCCUACAGCAGCAGUGGCCCUUCUACAUCUAGCUCCCAUUUCUCACCUUCACCCCACCAUCCCUCCCUUCCUCUGACCCCUCAUGCUGCCUUGCCCUCUGUACCCUCUCUCGGCACCCCUCAGACACCUCUAUCCACACCUCAGCACGUGCCCAGUGUGGCGCUCCCUAUUCCACUUCUUGCCAUGUCCUCUGCAGUGUCCCAGCAGAAGGGCAGCCCUCUCACAUCUCAGACUAACCUCGGUAGCUUCCAUACCACCCAUCCCUUACCUUUCUCCCAGGUACAACCCACCCCAUACCCCGCCCCCUACCCUGAGCAAGAAUUGUCUCAGCCGCCUUUCCAGGUACAGAUGAUUGCACCACAAGGUAAUCUGGGAGAUUUUCCCCUUUUGGCUCCGGCCCACCCAGUCUUGCCUACUCCUCUCUGGGGAAGCGGAGUCGAUGCAGAAACUUCUGCAGCUAGCCGAGACUUAACUGUAGCUCCAACAGUCCCAGCUUUGGUCCCAGCCCCAGUAUCAGACCCAGCCUCAAUCUCUGCUACAGCCCAAGCUGAAACUCAAGCCUCAGCACAAACUCCAGCUUCGACCUCUGUUAGCGCCCCAACUUCAGCCCCAAUACAAGUUCCAACAGCAGUGCAAGCCAUAUCCUCAGUCCCAGUCCAAGCACCAGUCUCUGCAUCGGGUCUUGCUUUUGAAUCACCAAAAGGCUCAUCGACUAGCUCAGAUACAUCCUCUGCAACUGGUAAACCCAAACUCUCAGUCCCAGGUUUAGGCUCUGCCCCAAUCCCUGUCACGUUGCCAGCCCCAGCUCCUGUCGCAGCUUCAGUCCCAGCUCCAGUUCUGCAGCCUGCUGGCAUCCAGACAGCAGUCUCAGUGUCUGAGUGUGCCAGCCUGGCUACAACUCAGCAAAACCUUGAGUCGACAUCUGCAUCCAGCACCCUUCAACAAGAGCCCUGUGGAGAGGAUGUGCUUCAAGACAAACCUGUAUCUUUACGCAGUUACACCUAUGACAGUCUCAACUCUGAUGUGGCGUCUGGUAAGGAAACAAGUGACGGCUAUGACAGCUUGGCUAGUGGAGGCAAGGGGGACGGAAAACCCAGGAAACACCACCGCAAGUCUGCUCGCACACGCUCCCGACAAGAAAAGACCAGCAAACCCAAACUGAGCAUGCUCAAUGUUUGCAACACUGGUGAUAAAAUGGUCGAAUGCCAGCUGGAGACUCACAACCACAAAAUGGUGACAUUUAAAUUUGAUCUGGAUGGAGAUGCUCCGGAGGAGAUUGCCACUUACAUGGUAGAGAAUGGGUUUAUCCUUCUGCUAGAGAAGGAGAUCUUCAUUGACCAGCUGAAGGACAUUGUGGACAAAGCUGAAGACAUGCUGAACGAAGACAUGGAGGGUGAACGGGCCACUGCCUUGAGUUGCAGUCCUGAACAAGGCCAGAUUUCCGAAGGACUGGUUGGAGAGAGUCAGCAGCCUGGAGCAUCUCAGCCUGUCUAUCAGCAAAAUGUUCUUCACACAGGAAAGAGAUGGUUCAUAAUCUGCCCUGUAGAGGAGACGCCCACAUCCAGUCAGGAGACGCCAUCUGAUGGCACAGCAACACAGUCUCCUGGGAGCUCAGCCACUACUCAGCCUGCUGACACUGGGACUGCAAGGCCGUCUACAUCCAGAGAAGAGGGGUCGUCCUCCACAAUGUCCGGUGGAAGUGGAGGCUUCACCUAUGAUGUGUAUGGAUUCUGUAGCCCCCCAAUAAUGUCCAACACAGACCCUCUCCUCUUAGCUACUCUGUCUCCGCCUGUGUCUGCUCCCCCAACCCUUCAGUCAGUGACAUCAGUGGAGCCUGCGGGCGGCUCGGUGCAGCCCAGUGUUCAUCAGGCCCAGCCAGCCAGAGCUCAGACUUUGCCCCCAUCAUCCCCGCAUACAUCUUUCCCAGUGGAUGAGUCACGGGGAUCCCCGUUGGGCUCCAUCUCCCCGAUUGAUUCAGCUCAGCAGAUGCCAGACGUGACAUGCCCGGUGUCUGUGGCUGACGAGGUGCCCUGCUGCCCUCUGGUCAUGCCCCUGUCUCUGGAUGUGAGCGGCUUACAGAGUGGGUCUCCUCUUACUCCUCUUCCUCUCCAGGAACCAGGCUCAGCCAAAGAGCCUCUGUCUGUCUCCUACACCUCGUCAGCACGCAGCGAGCACCCACAGCAGCCUGUGGUGCUGCACCAGCCUUUUUCCAGUGUGGGCGGGACCAAAGUGUCCUCACUACCCCAGAGCCCAGCGCCGUCCCAGCAUGGCGCAGGGCCCGGUGAGUCAGACACUGAGGGACGGCUGGGCCGCGGGGGCUUUGUGGACAGCACCAUAAAAACACUGGAUGAGAAACUGAGGAACUUGCUCUACCAGGAAUAUGCUCCCAUGUAUCCAUCAGGCAGUGCUGCGGAGACGCCAGGCUCCGGCACCGAGUACAUCCAGUCUCCUCCUGGUCCAGACAGCGCCACAGGAGGGUCAGGAAACAGCACUCCAGGGCCCAUGGGGGAGGGACGCUACAGGGCAGGGGAACAGCUGCCUCAAAUUCCAGAGAGAAUGGACAGUUUGAGCACACUGAGUGACUCAGCUGUGUGUGCAUCCCUGUCAAGAAGGCACGUUCCUAACUCUGCUUCCUGCUCUGGAACAAGAGGCAGAUUUAAGAUAAUCUCUGUCCCUCCUGAAGUGGCCAACAGACGAGAUGUGAAGCAGAGGAGCUGGAGCAGCGCUGCCUCACCAGCACACCCUACAGGAUACAGUGAGGACCACGUCCAGGCUGAGACCAUGACUGCCUCCACCACAAUUGGUCGUUUCUCUGUGGUUAGCACCGAAGAUGACAUUACACAGAGGACACGUUGCAGCCGCUACUCCGCCCCGCCUGAUUUCUACCUGGACACCCCUCCGUCCAUGGCCAAGCGAGGCUCUCUGCCUCGUGCCAAUACGUCAAACUCUGUCUCUGUGGAUGUCACUGUCCACGCUCGUUUCCUCUCCUCAGACUCGGGUGCUGAGAGCAGUCCUGCGAAGCUGACUCCUGCCACCCCGUCUCAACAUACUCGCUCCGAGCGCAGAGGAAGUGACCUCAUGAAGAGGGCAGUGGCCUUCCUCCGUCGUUCAGGGCGCAGCAGCAGCGUGCAGAGCUCUGACUCACCAAGCAGGCAUGGAGGUGUGCAUGGCUCGGCCUAUGCCAGCAGUGAUAAUGACUCAGAGAUGGAGGACUCGGACAUGAAGAAGGAGCUACAGAGACUGAGGGAGAAACAUUUGAGGGAGAUCUCUGAGCUGCAGGCCCAUCAGCGGGGGGAGGUGGAGCUUCUGUAUCGCCGGCUUGGCAAAGCCCCUCCUUCUGGCCUGGGUCUCUCACAUGUUGCACCACAUGCCGGCCGUAGGAAGAGGUCCGGCAAGCACAGACUGAAGCCUGGCAAACUCCUCAGCCCUCUGGUUCAACAGUUUAGAAAUGUCACAACCAAAACAAGUGACUCCAGCAAAUCCAGUACUGCUGCAGGUACAGGUGAGCCCACAGUGAGUUUAAACGGCUCUCCAGCCAAAGGGCCUUUCCCCACUCACGGCAGGGCACGCUCGUGCACCAGCCACCUUCCCAGCUCAACCACAGAGCCUGUGCAGACUCAGCAGCCCUGUUCCCUCAAGGGCUCUUUGUCUUCUGAUAAUAUUUAUGCUGGAUUACACGGAGACGGCACCAGCACACACGCUCCACCCGGACAAAGCUGGUCUAAUUACCCUCAAACGUCUGAGAGAGUGACCUAUAAAUCGAGUAGCAAGCCUCGAGCUAGAUUUCUCAGUGGGCCUGUGUCUUUGUCUAUCUGGACAACACUGAAGCGCCUGUGUCUUGGGAAGGAGCGUGGCAGCAGGUCUGGAGCUGGGCCAGGGGCUUUCAAUCAACCACAACAGCAGCCUCCCGGUGCCACACCUCCUUCUCAUCAGCCGGUGAUGGGACUGGCCCAAGCUCAGGCCAAUAACAGCAACAACAAGACAGGCACAUACACUGGCUCAUCCAUGAGUGCCAAUGAAAACAACCUGCCUGAGGACUUGCAGCGGCUGAUGGAGGACUGGGCCCAGGAGGUUCUUAUCGUCAGCCACAGGCCACGCACCAACUCUCUGAGCAUCAGCGGGCAGCAGCUUUGGAAUCAGGUCGUGCCUCAAACACGUGGACGGCUGGCUAGUGCUUCAGAUGUAUCAUGGACAGUUCCAGGUCCAGAGGCCUGCAAUCGUCCCCUGUCAUGGCCUGAUAGCCCCGGGUCAACAGUGAUGACCAGCCCCUCCACGGGGCCCCGGCCCAGUUAUCAGCUCCACUCUUCUGCUCCAUUCAGGGCCUUGCCCUCUCCUCUCUCUGUCAGCCAGUGGCCUGGGUUGCUCUUCCCCCUUCCUUCAGGAGUCUUUGCCUUUCCUGCUGUGCCCUCAGCCCAGGACGCCCCCAGCCCCAUUCUAGCCCCAUCAUAUCAGCCGUCCGACCCCAAAGCCAGGACUCUCUAACCUGAGUAGCAUUGUGUCUUCCAACUCCGUUACCAAAAAGAGAUCACAUUAUAGUUCUAGUCAAUCUUAUGUGCAUAUUCUGUAUAUAUUUAACCAGCAUGUAUUUAAUCAUAUGUACAUACUCGUCUCCAGUCCUCAGUUUUAUGUUGUUUGUUUAAUUUGCAUCAACAUACCUCAUGUCCAUGUUACGGUACAUAAUCCUUGAGUGCAGUGUAAUGGUAGUAGUACAUUAAAAGAUGUAUAAUUAGCCCAAUCAAGCUUAAAGGAGCAGAUUUUUGUCAUUGCUUAUAAAAGCACCUUACCACUCAUUGAAUGUACAUAAUGUACUCUUCAUUCAUUGUACGUUUAUAUAAAUAGUUCAUGUUUGUGUUGCUCAUAUCACCCCUAUAUAUAAGCUGCCGUGUGUAUAUAUGAAUUCUUGUUAGUCUGUACAUAGCUCCCGUGUUUGUACAGUUAACACUAGAUAAUCCAUUGGUCGGUGCUGCAGAUAUGUGUCUUAUUGCAACACCUUAUUAGCCACCGUCAUGCCGUCACUGUGAAGACUUGACAUCCUGGUCACUAGGACCGGUUGCUUUACUCUGCUCUCUCAGUCCAAGGAUAGGUUUCAUUCUUCAUCGAUGAAAUGCUUCCAGCACAAGCGCUUGAAAUAUCCUUAAGAGAUUUGAAUGAACUUGAAUUUUAUCUUCAGGUGGGAAAAACACCUGCGAGAGUGCCUUGAAUUGCAGUUUCAGUUUUAUGAAGAAAAGCAUUUAGAUUCAAAGCAGACACUAGAUAUUCUAUAUAUGCUUUCACCUUCAAAGGUAAAUUAUGUGAUUUGAAUAAUAAAUGUGGAUUGACACAUGCUUAAUUUAGCAACAAAAACAUAAUUAAACACUAUAAUCUGGUCAUGUUGCAGUUCAUAAAAUAUCACAGAUUGUAAAACAGAAUCUUGUACACUGAAGUCGUUUUCUUGUGGGAUUGCUCUACCACCUGCACCACCGCCUGCAUGAAUACACUGAUAUUCUGAAUGUGCACAGGUUGAUGUGGUGAGCUUCAGGAGGAUGUUGUUAAGAGAAAUUGGCACUGAAGCCCUACGACAAGGAGGGCUGAAGGACUCAACACGAGUCAAAAUCAUAAUCAUACCAUACCUCUACUAAUGCAGUCUGUAGCUUUACAUAUUGUUGCCUUUGUGGUUUUUAAGAGAUUACUGUGUGGGUGGUUAAUUGUUUGAUAAAUGUUGAUGAUACGAUGAUGUUAGAGGCACACAAAGAAUGUAAAUUAUUGAGAAGCCACAACUGUUUGACAUGUUAUUUGUACAAUGCAUAGGUUUUCUAAAUUAUGUUUAUUCAGCGCUGGCCUCACGGGAUCAUCUGGCUCAUACAGCUAAUUGUGUGUAUUAUGGCUGACUUAAUUCAAAGAUUUCCGUAAAGCACUACGCUAUCAUGCCAUCAGUUUUCUCAAUAGUGCGGCCUCCAAAACAACACUUUCACUUUCAAUACUUAUCUUGUAUAACUUUUAUUAGCAAAUAUCCUUCUGAGGUGACGUUUGUUAAAUGCAUCAAUGUUCUGAUGUAUUGUGGUAAAGAAGAGCAGGGGCAAAAAUAUAUGUAGUCAAGAAGUACGUUGGGUGUGAUGAUUCAGACAGAGUAUGAGUCAAGUUCCAGAAAUGCUGAAACCUACAUUUCCCAUGAUGCAACUUAAUAGAAUUUCUGACAUCAUCAGGGUUAUUUAUCAAACUUUGGAAAGCUGUUCCAGAGCUACAGAAGAUGUUACACACCCUUGUGUUGAGUAAACAGAACCUAAUGUAGAAAACUGGGGAGUGCUGCUUUAAAAAAAACUGACAUGUUUGCCCAGUGUGAUGAUAAUCUAACUAAAAAAGAAGGAGCCUCUGUCUGUCUUUAUGUCUGUCCUUUGAUUUUCUCGAUAACUGCUCAUCAGAUCGACUUCCCACUUGGCAGGUCUAUUGCAGAGAACCCAAGUUUGAGCUCUUGAGAUCUAUGGGACAUAUUUAUUAGUAGUGCAUACACACUUGGUGCUUCUCAAAGUCAAGGAUGCUUCCUUGGUAGGGCAGGUCCUUUCAAGUUGGGUCCUACAGAGGCAAGGCAAGAAUCGUGACUAGCAUUCAGUGAACACACAUCGGAACAGGCUAGCAAGUGCCCAGGUGUGCGUCAUUGAAGAGACCCUCCCUUCAAUUCUGGCAUAUUGUGCGCAAAGAAUUCAAGGAUACACACAUGCAUUCUUGAAAAUUCUCUGAAGGAAGGACUUGGUCCUCGGUAGAAUUCGAAGGAUCCUUGACAUUGGAACAGUCCUUCAGUGGGAUUUGAUGACGUAGCGUCGUUAACAUUCAGCAAUUUAAGGAUCCUUCCUUGACUUUAAGGAGCACCAGCUGUGUAGUGUAUUGAGAAGCCCUCAGGAACAGCGCCAGGCUUUGAGACAAUUUUACAUAGUGGCCACAUGUGGAAUUACAACUUCUGGGUUCGUCAGGUGAUGCCACGGGGCCCGAAAGACUUCUUCCCAUAGACUUAUAUUGUGAAAGAGACGUCUGUAAAUCAGUGGUUACAUUUGUUUUGAGCAUCACAACCCCUGCAAAUAACUCAUGUCACUAUCACAAUUUGAUCUAUUUGGUCUGAUAACAUUGGGAAAGUCUAGAGGAGGUGCAUGAUUGAAUAAUUUUAUCCCCAUUCAAGUUAGAGAAGGGCGGGAAGUUAACCUCUUGGCUGAGCUUGGUCGCUGUAAGUCCCUAGUGUGCUUGCUCUAUGGGUCCUACAAUGCGCAAGACUUGGGUAAUGUCAUACCAAGAAUAUUGACCUUCUUUGGCCUCAUGUGCCUCUGAGCAACUUUCAUAGGAAUGAAUGAUGCCCUGUCUCCAAUAAUGUAUCUCGUUCUCUUUAUACAUUCAUGGUAUUGAGAGGGGACCUGUAUUAGUUCUUACACCGCUGAAUGGCAUGCUGAUAGCUAAGGUAUGACCUGCCAUGCUCUCCCUCUGACUGGCUAGUACUUGUUGCCUUCAUUUGUUGGGUUGAUUAGGUUAAGGCAAGAGGAGUGGGAUUGGUUAGGAUUAUUGUAAGAACAUAAGGAUAAGCCAAUCAUAAGCAGAGUAGGGCAGGUUGUGCUUUCGCUAUUGUCAGAAAUGCAAAUUUGGCCUGGGUAAAACUCGCUCUCUGUUGCUCACUACAGUACAUUUAAGAACAGAUAAAGAAAGUGAGACUGGCGGUGUUACAUUAUAGCAAACUCAAACAUUUUAAGAAUCAGUGUCAUAACUUUCUUAAGUCAUAACUUUGUAAUGCUUUUGUUCCUGAAAAUAGCCUGGUCACAAAUAGCUAGCUGUUAGCAAAUGACAAGUAUGAUCUAGCAUUACUAAAGAGACGCAGCGUUAUCAUGGCAGGUGUACUGUUUAGCACCAAAGAAGACACAGUGUCACGUGUGAAGUUGCUUGGAUGAGCGGUUUUAGAGAAAGUUGCAAGCGGCAAUACCGAAGGCCAAGCAAUCGGCCCGUUCUGAACAGCCAACGUUUUGAAUGGGCACUGCAUUAGUUAGUCUUAAAGGCAGAAUUUCUCCCAUGAUGAGAAAUAGAUUAUUUUUGUUUUUCUUGAGAACAUCUCUGAUGCAGCUAUUUUCUUUGCGCUUCACUCCCUGUAUUUGAUCUGUUUAUUGCUUGCAAUGAAAGCUAGGUAUAUGGUUCCUUUUGCCUGCUGUAUCACCUGUUUUCCCCGCCAUUUCCUGACCUCGCCAGAUCGGUUCUCUCUCACAGAAGCUGUACAUACUUGAAGACAGAAAUAAUAAAUUCAUUUUUGCUUGACACCAUACAAUGUUAGUCACGUACUUGUUUCAUUACAUACUAAACAUACUAU
Molecule: messenger RNA, 11898 nt
Organism: Epinephelus moara (kelp grouper)
Lineage: Eukaryota; Metazoa; Chordata; Actinopteri; Perciformes; Serranidae
Gene: wnk2
Product: WNK lysine deficient protein kinase 2
Exons: 29
Coding region: 1206-8069 (2287 amino acids)
Biological process (GO): monoatomic ion homeostasis; protein phosphorylation; positive regulation of potassium ion import across plasma membrane
Cellular component (GO): cytosol; cytoplasm
Molecular function (GO): protein serine/threonine kinase activity; ATP binding; potassium channel inhibitor activity
Source: RefSeq, a predicted model, not a curated record